Molecule: messenger RNA, 1101 nt
Organism: Asparagus officinalis (garden asparagus)
Lineage: Eukaryota; Viridiplantae; Streptophyta; Magnoliopsida; Asparagales; Asparagaceae
Exons: 3
Source: RefSeq, a predicted model, not a curated record
UAUAGUUUGUCUUGGCUGACAUGCAAUUUGUUUCUGCAGAUUCUAAAUAUAUUAACUUCCUCUAGAGAGCUGAUGGACUUUCUUCACAAAGUGGAUACUGCUUAUCAUUCUAAACAGUCACGACCUUUUUCGUCAAAUGUUGAUAACAUACAUAAAUAUGUCCCCUCAAUUCGUGAACAGUUGCAGGAUUGGGAGGAUGGUCUAUGUGAGAAUGAUGCGGAUGGGUCCUUCUUACAUGAGAACUGGAACAAUGACCUAAGACUUUUCAGUGAUGGCGAGGAUGGUGCUCCUAAAUUACUACAGCUGUUUGUUUUACGAGCGGAGCACGAGAUCCAAGCCGCCUCUGGCGACCUCCAAAACUUAAACUCCAUCAAAUCUAAAAUGCAUAUCCUCUUCGGUGGCUCAAUUAGAGCUUCAUCCCGCUCUCCCAUUCCUUUAACGGAACCUCUUGAUACCCAGCAGGAUCGCACUGAAGUCUUCACCCCCAAGCAUCCAGGUAUCGGGAGCCGAACUUGGGCUGACGUGCACUACAAAGGCGACUGGAUGAGGCGACCCAUCUCAGACAACGAGGUUGCAUGGUUAGCUCGGAUCUUGAUCAGACUAUCUGAUUUCUUGAACGAUUUCCUAGGGUUAGAUCAUCGGGUUUGCAAUGGUGAACCCGAUGGUCCCAAUUUUGUGGAUGUUCCUCGUGAGUCAGGUUAUGUUGGUGGAUCGAAGGAAGCUAUGGCUAUGGUUUUAUCCUACAUUGGUUCUUCAGUCAGCUGGACGGUGAAGUUUAUGAGAGGGCGUGGGAUGAGGAUAAAUUUGAGGGUGUUGGCCUCCAAGAAAUUUGUUAUGGUUUUGGUUGCUUAUGUUGUCGUCUUUGUUUUGAAGAAGGCUCUGUUUUCGUAAUUAUUUUGUCUCUUUGAUUACGACAACUUAUGUACAGUUCCAGAGGAUGCAAAGGGGGUGAAACUAAUGUGGGUUGGAAAUGGUUGAAAUCGUCAAAUACUAUUUUAUAGUUGAGAAUGGAAGUGAUAUAGCUAACAUUGUGUGAAUGUGUUUUUGGUAGUAUUUGGGCUUAUUAUUCUGUGCGUGCCGUGAGGCGCACGUUUAUGUGCA